GUUUUUUCCUCGGACACUUACCUACAUUGAUAAAGCUGUCGAAGAAUAACAUAGUAAUUUAUGACCCAAUUUUGGAAUGGGUGGAAAAGUACGGUCCGGUAAUACGUCUUAAUCUUAUACACAAGGUCCUAAUCUUUGCUAUUAGCCCAGAUUCAGUAAAGGAAUUCCUGAUGUCGCCAAAAUACACUAAAGAUGAUUUCUACGACCGCAUACACAGCAUGUUUGGAACUAGAUUCAUGGGAAAUGGUUUACUCUCAGAUCGAAACUAUGAACACUGGUACAAACAGAGGAGGAUUAUGGAUCCAUCAUUCAGCAAAAGCAACCUGAUGCUCUCAAUGAGAACUUUUAAUGAUAAAGCAGAAGAACUGAUGGAGAAACUGGCAGAAAAGGCAGAUUGGAAAUGUCACGUUGUAAUGCACAAUAUGAUGAGUAGAGUCACACUGGAUGUAAUUGCCAAGCUUGCCUAUGGGAUGGAGUUGAACUCUGUUCAUGAUGAUCAAACACCAUUUCCACGAGCAAUUUCCAUGGCUAUGAGAGGAAUGGUAGAAUCCCGGAAUCCAUUGUCAAUGUUUAACCCAUUCAAACAAGAUGUGAUCAGUGAAUUGAAAAAGAAUGUGACUUUGCUGAGGGAAACAGGCAAAGAACGCAUUGAGCAAAGGAUGAAGGCAAUUCAAGAUGAAGAGGACAUACCUAAAGAUAUCCUUACGCAGAUCCUUAAAGCUGCUGAGUUGGAAGGCGGUUGCACUAUGGAGGAUUUUGUAGAUAAUUUUGUUACUUUUUUCAUUGCAGGACAAGAAACAACCGCCAACCAGCUGUCCUUUGCUGUUCAGGAAUUAGCACGACAUCCAGAGAUACUAACUAAGGUCCAGGCGGAAGUGGAUGAAGUUAUUGGCUCCAAAAGAGACAUUGACUAUGAAGAUCUUGGGAAACUGCAAUAUUUGUCGCAGGUUUUAAAAGAAACCCUGAGGUUAUAUGCAACAGUCCCAGGCACAACAAGAACCACAGAGGAGGAAACGAUCAUCGAAGGAGUGAGGAUUCCUGCCGGAUCGAAUGUAAUGUUUAACACGUACAUCAUGUGCCGGAUGGAAAAAUAUUAUCCAGAUCCCUUGGUCUUCAACCCAGAUAGAUUCCACCCUGAUGCCCCCAAACAUGCCUACGUCUACUUUCCAUUUUCUCUUGGUCCGCGAACAUGUAUUGGACAAGUAUUUGCUCAGAUGGAGGCAAAGGUGGUCAUGGCCAAAUUAGUACAGAGAUAUGAGUUUGAGCUGGUGGAAGGACAAAGCUCUAUGAUUUUGGAUACCGGGACCCUGCGCCCCUUGGACGGUGUCAUUUGCCGACUGAGACCUCGAGCAUCAAAGAAAUAAACUACAUAACCUCAUUUCAUUGGAUUAGUUCUUAUAUGAGUGUACUAGAUCUAUAGUUUGGUCAGUGGUAAGUUCACAUCUAUCCAGUGCAAAUGUGUGUAGUCUAUCAGCAGCUCAGAAGAAUGGGAUUUCGGUGUAUAUCACUGUGUGUCCUAAUCAGACCCACUCAUUUGAAUGUACUAAAUCUAGUUUAAAAGUGACAACAUUUGGCACAUUUAGAAAUGUAUACCAUUUUAGUGUCAGACUCAAAAGCGUGGCCGACCAUGCUUUUGAAUACCACAAAAAAAUAGCAUUACCCUGCUUCUCUUUCCUGGUGCUCAAUGUUUGGAUGCCACCAGUCCAUGCCAUUGAAAAAUCAUUGAUCAGUCUAUAAUUUUAAUGGUUGUUUUUU
This is a messenger RNA of Hyla sarda, 1755 nucleotides long. Its product is annotated as cholesterol 24-hydroxylase-like. Bases 171 to 1364 code for a protein of 397 amino acids. The record is from RefSeq and is a predicted model, not a curated record. Gene Ontology annotation, biological process: cholesterol catabolic process. Lineage: Eukaryota; Metazoa; Chordata; Amphibia; Anura; Hylidae. The transcript is spliced from 14 exons. Gene Ontology annotation, molecular function: iron ion binding; cholesterol 24-hydroxylase activity; heme binding.